UUUAGCCUGCUCGUUUCUUUCUUGUACGAUAGAUCCCUCUUCCAUGAUGUGUAGCUUUCACGUUGCCACUAGUUAGGAUGAUGGAGUCAUAGGAUUAGCCAGGGGUGGCUAUACGGUCCGGUCCGGUUAAAUUGGCCCAAAUUGAUCCGGUCCAGUCCGGUCUUUUUGAAAAUAUAAGGACCGAAGAUUGGAUUGGAUACAGUCCGGUCUUGAUCCGGUCCAGUUUUGACCGGUCCGGUCCCAAUUCGAUCUUGAUUUUACAUUGAGAUUGUAGGAUUUGAGUGGCCUAAGGCCUUAAAGGGUGAGGAGUUGGUUAAGUUUUGUACUAAGUGCAAAGGUUUAUGACCGUUUAUGCAAAUUACCCUUAAGUUUUGGGUGUUGAGCUCUCUUAUCCGGUUUUUUACCUCAAAUCUAAGCCCAAAGAUUGAAUUGGAUUGUUUACUAUCGGGUCCAGUCUCGGUCCGGGUUAUACGGUCCGGUUUCCGGUUUUUAAUCCGGUCCCGGUCCAAAUAGCCACCCCUAGGAUUAGCCCAUGACCAAAUUGACUGUCUUGGUUUGUUAUACCCCCUAGUCAGCCCAUUUGAGUCGUGUGCCUUUCUUUCUUCGUGUCUACAAUGAAAAUUCACCCUUUUUGCAUCUCGUAGAAGUUACACAUAGUGGUUUUUGCAUGUGUUCUGCUAUUUCUGCUGGAAAUAAGAUAAGGGUUGGAGGUAGUUCUUAAAAUUUGGGCAUGAGUUUGCAAAGAUAAAAAAAUCUGAAAAAGAGGUGGUUCCCCCAUGGAAAAUAUGAAAAAAAAAAUUGAAUGGAAAUAGAAGGGAACCACCAUGGAUAUCUUAAUCAUGCUCAUUAACUGUGUUUCUUAGCAAACUGGCUUAGAAAUACUUACGUAUUGGUACCUCCUUCACUUGUGUGCUCUAAAGAAUUUGAUUAAUGCAAAAUAGUAGAGGAAGCAAGUAACUGGUUUGGUUGAUUGUCGAUGUGCUGGGUUUGGAACUGUGGAACCUUGUGUAUGAAUUCUUCCACCACCUUAAAGGCAUUUUCCCAUAUCCAAGACAAUAGCCAGUCAUCUGAACCUGUGUCUAAGACCUCCUUACUAGUUGGUGGUGAUACCCUAUUUGUGAGUUCUAGCACUUAGAGGCUACCAUCAUGGUGAAGAGAUGUUAGGAUUGAGAGAAUAAGUGUUAUGAGGACAAUCCAAGUACCACAUCGGUAAUACAAGGGAAGGAACUCUUGUAUAUUAGUAUCCACCAAGCUCAUUAGUAUGAGGCCUUUUGGGGAGGACAUCCAAAAAGUAAAUUCCUGUGGGCUUGGCCCAAAGAGGACAAUAUCAUACUAAUGGGCUGCCCAUUUAUGACAAGUGGUAUCAGAUCCUGGUUCGCAUCCAGGGCGGUGGACGUUAGUUUAGUGGGACCCUCAUUUGGUGACCUCCGGAUUUGAGAUCUGCGUUUGGUUUGGUGGAUCCAGAAGAGAUCCGCGUUUGGGCUUGAAGGAUCAAAGAGAGUUUCGCAUUGGGGAAGCAGAUCAAAGAGAGUUAUGCGUCUGGUAAAUUCCUUGUACCGAGAAGCCCAUCGAUACAAGGCAUUCGGCGGAUCAAGAUAAUCGCUGAGGAGAGGACCUGAAAUUUGUGGUCCUUGUCUUGAGGGGAGGAUUGUUAAGGUACAAUCCAAGUAUCACAUCGGUAAUACAAGGGAAGGAACCCUUGUAUAUUAGUGUCCACCUAUCCCAAUUAGUACAAGGCCUUUUGGGGAGGACACCCAAGAGUAAACCUGUGCGGGCUUGGCCCAAAGCGGAAAAUAUCAUAAUAAUUGAGCAACCUUGUUUGACAAGUGGUAUUAGAGCCUAGUUCGUCGGAUCCGGGGUGGUGGACGUCAGUUCGGUGGACCCACAUUCGGUGACCUCGGGAUUUGAAAUCUGCGUCAGGUUUGGUGGAUCCACAAGAGAUCCACGUUUGGGCUUGGAGGAUCAAAGAGAGUUCCUCGUCUGGAAAAGUCCUUGUAGCAAGAAGCCCAUCGAUACAAGGUGUCUGUCGCAUCAAAUUGUCCUGAUCCCACUGGUCAAGAGUGAGCGAUUUAGUUUCUCAUAUUCUAUAUCCCGGCGAGGACCUUGAUUGCUCUGUCUUCUAUUCUGGUGACUUGAACUCUAUGCAUGGUUGACUGUGGUCGGUUGUCAUCUGAAUGGUCAUUGCGGUUGAUGUUGUUGUUGUUCAUGUAUUGGUGUUAUUUGUCUGUUGAGAUCAGUAUGAUUGUGCCAUAUGUCAUGUCCCCAAAAGUGUUUUGACUAGAAAUUAUGAUAAAGCUUUUAUGGUAUCUAACUCGGUUUGCUUGGGUACAAGCAAACAGUUAAGUGUGGGGGGGGGGGAUUUGAUGACUCGAUAUUUGCAUAUAUUUUGUCCACUAUUCUUAUACUGUUUGAGGCUCAUUUCAUGUGCUUUAAACAGAUUUCACGCUAGGUUGCUCUUGUUAGUGAUAUUUCAGGUCCUAGUACGUGAAUGAAGGUUUGGGCACAAGUUCGGGGUUGAUUGGACAAAGUUAGGACGUGCGACAGAAAGCAGAGGCAUUUACACGGGCAAGAGCUGGUUUCACACGGCCGUGCAGUGUGGCCGUGUGAAUGGUUUUACGUGGAUAGGAGUUGUACAAGCUGUGCAAGGGCACCUCUAGCCGUGUGAGUUUUCUAGAGAUUUGUACGGGCAAGGCCUAUUUUUACACGGCCGUGUUAUCCCCUCGACCAAUUAAGUGCAACGCCGCAUUUUGGGGGUUUACACGGGCAGGAUGGAGUUUUGCACGGUCGUGUGCACUGGCCGUGUAAUCUGGGAGAACUGUUUUUAACCCAAUUUCUGGUUUUAAAGGAGGGAUCCGAUUUCUUGAGAGAGAAAGGGCAAAGAACAAACCCUAAGAGCUAUAUGGAGUGCAUUUCUCACCAUUGAAGCCCAGAUUGCGUCCCCAGGAGUGAAGAUUGACAUCCCAUAGCAGAUUAUUCUCAUCUUUAUGAGUAUGACUACUUUGAUUUAUGUUUUCCUCUCUCUCUCUCUCUCUCUCUAUAUAUAUAUAUAUAUGGAGUAGACCUUUCUCUCACUUGGGUAUGAAGAACCCUAGUUCCGUGUGUUAGUGAUCUUGAUUGUAAUGACUUUUGGGAUGAUAUACUGAUUGAUUUUAAUCAAUUUAAAUGUGUUUAUUGAGUCAAUUGAAUCCUGAUCAACUUCUCUUGAUUUUUGCUUCAACCUGUGAUAAAUAGAAUCUGAACAGGUUGUUAGAAUCCAAGCUAAUUUUGGAUCUUCCGCAGUUUAAUCAACAGUAAAUCAAACGAAGGGAAUUACAACUUGAAGCUAAUUAAGGAGCUAGGGGGACUCAUCCCCUAGUGACUCUUCUCUUGCUUUAGAAAACUAGAAAAAUUUACUCUUUUCUAUCUGCUUUGGUUUAAACUCACAUUUCACUCAAUUAGUUUUGCUAGAUAAUAGAAGUUCACGGAGUAGGCAUUAGAUCUAGACCCUGGGUUGAUAAAUUAAACUUACCCACUAUUUUGCAUUUCCAUUCUGUGAUUAUACUUGGUCGUAGUUUGGUGUUGUAUUUUAGCGUAUCAUACACAUAUAGGGUUUCGAUUAGGGGUGGGAAAAGGUUUGGUCGGCUAAACUGGACCGGAUUAACCCAGUUUUUUGAAACCGUUUUGGCUAAAUCAGCAACCGAAAACUGGAUUGGAUAGGGAUCCGGUUUCAACCUUGACCAUACUGGAUUAGAUCCGGUCCAAUCCGAUUUCAACCAAAAACUUGUUAUGUCUGCUCCCUCCUCAAACGACAACGUUUUAAUGUGGUAGACUAUUAAUUACACAUGUUUUUACCCCUAUUCUUGAGCCGUUUGAGAUGUUGAUUCUUGUGUUUUAAGCCGAUUUCACGCUAGGUUGUGCGUAUGUCAUAUUUCAGGGCUUAGCGUUGGCAUCGAGGCGAAGAAACGAGUUUCGGGUCGAAAGGAGCACGUUUGGGGUGAAGUGUGCUGGAGGAGCAAAAUACCCAACCAUGAGCAGAAAUACCCGGCCGGGUAUUAUUUGGAGCAGACCGGGGAUUUGUUGCUUCGGGCGUCUCUGAGAAGCAGAAGGGGGCCCAGGCAGAGAGCAGAAAUCCCCGGUCGGGGAUUCUUGGCAUUGACCGGGGAUUUUUCCCUAUCUUCAGACGCGACGUUUUGAAUAUACCCGGUCUCCACCCAAAAUACCCGACCGGGGAUCGCGACAGACAGCUUUUUAAGGGAAAAGAAGGCCAAAAGUGAAGUGUUCCAAGUUUUAGAGAGAAAAGGCGAUACCUAGAGAGAUAAAGUAACGAACCUGACUCUGCAAGUGUCAUAGAUCGAUCUCCAUCACCAUUGGAGCCCGGCUUGAGCUUGGAGAAGACCUGAUUGAGUGCCAGAAGCAAAUUCCUAUCCUUCGCAGUAUGGUUUCCGCAUCUGAGCUAGAUUUUCCAUCUCUCUCUAUGGAGUAGUUUUCUUAUUCACCUGGGUAUGAAGAACUCUAGAUUUGUAUGUUAGGUCUGAUUGUAUGAACCCAAGUACAGAUUCAUUGGUAUGAUUAUGUUCAAUUGAGGUUUGAUUUGUUGAAUGGCAUGAAUCCUGAUCAAAUUCCUGUUGUUUCUGCUUUAACCUAGAAAGAGAAUAUCUGCCUAGGUUGAUAGAGCACCCUUGAUUGAAGGUAGUGAAUUGGCGACUUUAGCCGAGGAGUCAAUUCACUAUUCUGUACCAAAUUUACUUCGGUAGUUGAGGUUAGUCGCCCGCUGAAGACUCAAAUUGAGAGGGUUUGGAGACCUUUAGUCGAGACUUCACACUUUUUAAGAACCUCCCGCAGUAUAACUAUCAUUGAACCUGAACUUGGUAAAUUACAAUCCGGCUUAACUGCAGUCUAGGGGGGAACCAUAUCCGGGUGACCUCUCUCGACUUGGAAACAACCUUUUUACUUGCUUUGUUUGUUUGCUUGUUUGGACCUUCACUAAAAGUUCACUGCUAAAUAAUAACUCACGGAGUAGUCAUCACAUCUAGGAUCCGGGUUGACAUUAAAACCCAAACCGCUAUACUACGCUUUAGGAGGUGGUUACACUUGGCCAUUUUCUAGAGUGACAGUAGGAGCGAGUCAAGUUUUUGGCGCCGUUGCCGGGGACGGCUAGGUUGUUGAAGAAACGUGAAUUCUGUUAAUUUAGCUUUUCGUUUUAGCAUUGUUUGCUUUGGCACACUUGUGCCUUCACAGGUUUGCUUGCUUGACUGUGUGCAGGUAGUGCAUGACCCGUAGCCAGUCGGGAGGUUUACUGUCGUUGGAUCCGGAGCUUGAACGCACAUGUCGCCAACUUAGGAGACAACAGCAAGCUAGACUGGCUACGGAGGAGCGCAUAGACGGCCACUUGAGCAGCGAUUCUGAGGAAGAGUACGAGAUGGAAGGCGAACACCACCCACCCCAGGGGAAUCCUUCCCAGGUUCCCCUGGUGAAUCAAAUCGGGUUCCCCUGGUGAAUCAGAUCUUAAAGUUGUACCAUAACAUAAUUGUACAAAUUUCACUAUCGAGCGUUUAGCGAAACCCAUCCUCCACAUCACUGCUUCCAAGAAGUUCCGCCCGACCUAUCACAAACUUUUGCCAUGUUGAUUUCGAGAAGUUCCUCCACCCACUGCUUUGUCAUUGUAUGAAAACAUUUCAAAACCAGUCAUAAUAUCAUCCAUGGAUUUGAGGUCCAAAUCAUUUGGAAAGUUGAGAUUAUCCAAAUUAAAGUAUUGAAUCAAUUUGUAUAUUGUAAUUUGAUAUAUAGUGUCAAUGUAUGAAUUUAAAAAAUAUAUUAUUUAGAUGUUGAAUAAUUUUGGUAGUCCCGCAAAAAACUAAGAAACAAAAAUGAGUAAUUGACAAUAAUCCAUAAUGAGUGAUUCUGAUGUGCUCAGUUUCUGCUCAAAUAUAUGUAUUUUGUUUACAACAAAUGACAAAUUCUCUUAAUUAUAUGUAUUGUCAAAAUACAUCAUCUGAAAUCACAAUUUCUCAAACGAAGUCAUUGAAUAGAGAGCCCGCUUUUGCUGGUAACAAAUCCGAGGUAAUGAUUCAAGCCUUUUAUCCUAAUAAUAUGAUCAUGACCUUUUUCAUAAUUAGCUCGAGGUAAUGAUUAGGCUUUACCCUGCUAUUAGAAAGGGAGAUUAUUUUUCUCCCACAUAUCCACAUAAUUAACACUCAUGAUAGAAAGAUACACAUGAAUAUAGUAUGUACACAGUACUAAUAAAAUAGGAUGUACGCAAGUGGAGCAUACAUAUAUAAUAUAUGGUAUAUUCAAAUAUAAGGACGCCAUAAUAUAACUAAGAAGGUAAAUGAAUAAAGCCUCUCGAUUUUCAGACUCGCGAAUUAGUUUAACUCAGAUGCUUGUUAAGUUCAACUUGAAAGCUGGUUUAAAGUUUUCGCGAACUUAGAUCGACUUUGUGACUCGUUGAGUUUAGCUCUCCAACUGAAUUCUAUAGCGAUCACGAGCCAACUUGAUCAUAUAGUUAUCAGAGCUCGAAGUAGUUGCCAUGUUGCUUUACAAUUACUAGUUCGCCACAUAACUUGAUUUAAGAUUUUGAGUACAUUGUAGGUAUAUUCUCAUCAAAAGGAAUUGGUUAAAAUUACGAACUAGAUUAUAUUACACCAACAUAGUAUAUAAACAGUUAAACACGAGUGAAAAAUUAACUAUUAUUCUUUUUUUAUUAACCACACAUGCAUCAUAUAUAACAUAAAAAUGUUACGGUAUUCAAGUUAUAAAUUAUUUAGACUUAAUUUUAGAUUAAGUCAUUUAAACUUAUAAAUGAGCUAGGCUCGUGAGCUUAUUGAUGAGCCGAGCGAGCUCGAGUUAAGCUCAUGAGCUCCUUAAUGAGCUAAGCACGAGAUUGACUCGUUUCUUGAUGAGCCAAGCUCAAGUUUAGAAAAACUAGAUUCUACUCAUUUGCAACCCUAGUUUCGUGUUUCCGAUUAAGCCUAACUCAAUAAUUAAUAUAUAUAAACGUGAAGUGAGGUUACUGUUGUCAAAAUAACUUCAUUUUGAUACUCCAAAUUUAAUUAAAUUCAACUUAGUCACUAUAAUGUAUAUUUUAUAUUUUGAUACCCCAAAUUUAAUUUUAAGUAAAAUCAUUGAACAAUUAUGUUUUAGUCUAAACUUUAUGAGAUUUUCGUACAUAUAAUUUUAAAAAUUUACAUAUUGGUCCAAUGUUUACAUUUCACUUGAAUCCAUAAAUCCAAUCAACCAAUUCAUGAAUCCAAUCCACUGUAACAUAAAAUUAACAUUUUAGUUUGUACCAUACAAGAUGUUGUAUCACUCAACUCUAUGAGAAGAUUCGACCAUUUUGAUCUUUGAUGAUAUUUUUACUUCAAAUUAACAUGUAUGAUAUCCAUUUGAAAUCAUAAUUAUCAUUUUUAAAAGAACAUUCUAUUCGAUGAUGUGACAACAUAUUUAGUAAAAUAUAAUACGAGUACAUUA
Molecule: messenger RNA, 7446 nt
Organism: Linum trigynum
Lineage: Eukaryota; Viridiplantae; Streptophyta; Magnoliopsida; Malpighiales; Linaceae
Source: the annotation of a GenBank genome assembly